UUUUGUCCCCGCCUAAUAGUUUAGUUAGUACAACACUUUCUUACUUACCAUCUUCCGACAAAGGUCCCACUGUCUCUUGUCUUCAUUCUCAUCCUUGUAUCUGAUCUGAUCUCUUCUUCUUCUUUUUCUUCCUCUCUCUCUCACUCAAAUCUGUAAUUGGGAUUUUUCGACCCAAAAUUAACAACUCCUUAUAAGUUUUCUUGAUAGGUCCUCUUUGUGUUUUUUUCCUCACAAAGUUUCCAACUUUGAAAUGUAUUUGUGAAUCUUCACUUGUUACUACUUUUUGUGUCCAUCAUUAUUUUGGAAGUAACACAAUUGUGUGGGCUAUCUUCACUUUUUCAGGAUUCUUUCUGGUGAGCAUUAAUGGUGGAUAUGGAAGUUGGUAUUGCCAGUGGUGAAGAUAAGAUAACGACCGCGGCUUCAUCGAAUCAAGAACUGCAAGUGUCUGUUUCGUUUGGUAAGUUUGAGAAUGAUUCACUUUCAUGGGAGAAGUUUUCAUCUUUUUCUCCAAACAAGUAUUUGGAAGAAGUGGAGAAGUGUGCAACUGCUGGAUCAGUAGCUCAGAAGAAGGCUUAUUUCGAAUCACAUUACAAGAAGAUUGCUGAGAGGAGAGCUGAUAUCAUCAUGGAGCAGGAGAAACUUUUGGAGAGGAAUGCAUCUUUCAGGCCGAAUAUUCAGAACCGGGAAAGAACAGACGAUAGUGACAAUGACGAGUCAAUGAUGAUCGAGUUUAGUACCGGUUAUGGAUCUAACGGUGAAAGUACUUCAGAAGAAGAUAAGCUUGUGACCGUCAUUGUUACUGAAGUGAAUGAGACAUGUAACCAUAAGCCUCUUGAAGAAACUAUGGAUUUCAAGGAAUGUCGAAGCUCGGUUGAUACUGGGGAUGAUCUGAGUACCCUGAAGUUGGAGGAGAAACUUGAAGAGAUUGUUCAAGUGGAGGAUAAAGAGAAAGUAGAAGAGGUUAUUUGUAUGAAGGAAGAAGUAAAAGAAGAUGUUCCAUCAAAGGAUACUGGAGAAAUGAGUGAAACACUAAUGAAGGAGACGAAGAAAGAGAAAGAUCAUAAUCCAAUCAAGAAGACUGAUAAAAAUGUGCGAACUAACCAUAUGAGAGCCUCUCCCAAGUCUAACCAGGUGACGAAGAAACCGGUAACGAGCAAGGUUGUAAGUGGUAGGAAAACUCAACCAAGCAAGGAAAAAAGCAUGACAAAGGCAACAAAUAAAGCAGCAUCACCUGUUUUAAAACCUCCAGGGUUUUCAACUCCAAGAGUGUCUAAGUCAGCUUCAACAAUAAGUUCAAUGUCUACUUCUCGCUCUUCAGUAAAGAAGGAAAGUGUCUCAACUUUACUGAGAAAGAAACAAACCGCUCCAAAGUCAUUGCCCAUUUCUCUCAAUGUGGAUCAGUCGGUCUCCGAUCCUACUGCUGUUCCAACAACAAGAAAAUCGUUGAUCAUGGAACGAAUGGGAGAUAAAGACAUCGUUAGACGUGCAUUUAAGAGUUUUCAGAAGAGUUUCGACCAAAUGAAAUCUACUGAUGAUGGGCAAGAUACAGCUCCAAAGCAGGUUCUUGCAAAGGCAACUGCUGUUCAGAGGUUAGGUACAACUGGUCAGAAAAAUGUCAGGCUUGCAAAAUCAGAUGGCACGGAGAGAAAAGGUCCUAACUCUCACCGUUCUUCAUCUGUUGUAUCAAAAAGCAACGGGACAGCCGAGAAACAGAAGGACGUAAGAUGUUUUAUGAGCAAGCCAAACCAUGUUCACCUUAUCCUCUGAUAUAACAAGUUUAACAAUUCCUCAGAUAGCUAAUAUUUCUUCUUCAAAUUCAGCCUUCUAGGCUUGGCACAAGAGCUGUAGAGAGGAUACAUUUACAGGCGAAACCGAAGGCAGAAGCAAGCAAUGUCAAAACUCGGAGGCAAAGUCUAAAUCCAAAAGAAAACCCCAUUCAAGGACCUCUCCCAAAAGGCUAUUCAGACAAAGUACUAUGAUGUAGCAGUCUUCAUUUCACGAACUUUGAUAUGUAACAGGUGACUAUUGUUUUUAUCUGAUCUUCUGAAGCACAAGGCUAAGGGCUCCACCAACAUUUUUCAGCAAAAAGAUCAAAUAUCUCCAAACUUUCAAAUGAUGUUUGUUAUAUAGAGAAGUCAUUACGUUUGUGGAGAAGUAAGUAUUAUACAGUCUUGUGUCAAUGUAUGUGUAUAGAGUCUGUAGACUAUAAACGUGAGGAUGAUGUUAUUAACAUACUUGAAUAUCAAUCCUGUUAUUUCUCGUGGAAGUACUGUUUUUUUUAAUAUACAUUCUUCUUAUAUACUUGCAAAUUUAUUAGAAUCAGCUUCAGACUUACAU
This is a messenger RNA of Arabidopsis thaliana (thale cress), 2337 nucleotides long. Its product is annotated as neurofilament heavy protein. Lineage: Eukaryota; Viridiplantae; Streptophyta; Magnoliopsida; Brassicales; Brassicaceae. The coding region runs from base 364 to 1767 and encodes 467 amino acids. The record is from RefSeq and is marked reviewed. The transcript has 7 exons.